This is a messenger RNA of Pseudocercospora fijiensis CIRAD86, 423 nucleotides long. RefSeq lists its product as uncharacterized. The record is from RefSeq and is a predicted model, not a curated record. Gene Ontology annotation, molecular function: catalytic activity. Bases 1 to 423 code for a protein of 140 amino acids. The transcript is spliced from 4 exons. Lineage: Eukaryota; Fungi; Ascomycota; Dothideomycetes; Mycosphaerellales; Mycosphaerellaceae. Gene Ontology annotation, biological process: DNA repair.
AUGCCGCGAGAGAGAUCGGAUGAAGCUGAGGCUUGGUAUGCCGCUGUCUAUCAAGCUGUCCAGGAGGUGCCCUACGGACACGUGACUUCUUAUGGUCACAUCGCUACGCUGCUCGGCUAUCCCGAGCGACCCAGACAAGUCGGGAUGUGCCUGAAGUAUCUGCCACGAGCGACCGAUCAAUGCGAUGCUCGCUACAACAGCGAUACAGUGCCAUGGCAGCGGGUGAUCAACUCCAAAGGAAUCAUCAGUCCGAGGCAAGUCUGCCCAGGGACGAACGGAGCUGCCAGACAAGAAGCUCAACUUAAUCUCGAAGGCGUCGAAGUUGGUCGAGGGCCUCUGGGCGAGAGGACGGUCGACUUCUCCACCUAUGGCUGGUUUCCGAACACGCUGCCAAGCGAGGAGAGCUCAGGGUGGAGGGUGUAG